Micropterus salmoides (largemouth bass) is the source of this 466-nucleotide messenger RNA. Its product is annotated as atrial natriuretic peptide-converting enzyme-like. Gene Ontology annotation, biological process: canonical Wnt signaling pathway; non-canonical Wnt signaling pathway. The transcript has 3 exons. Lineage: Eukaryota; Metazoa; Chordata; Actinopteri; Centrarchiformes; Centrarchidae. The record is from RefSeq and is a predicted model, not a curated record. Gene Ontology annotation, molecular function: Wnt receptor activity; Wnt-protein binding. The annotation marks the transcript as partial. Gene Ontology annotation, cellular component: plasma membrane.
CCUGUAAGAGCCAGGGUCUGUUGGAGUGCAGGAACGGUCAGUGUAUUCCUUCUGCGUUUCGCUGUGAUGGAGAGGACGACUGUAAAGACGGCAGCGAUGAAGAACACUGCAGCAGAGAUCAGAAUCAGGGUACGUGUGUUCCCGGUCAGCCCAGCUGUAUCUCCACUUCCUGUCCGUCAUUGUGUGCGGGGGGCACCGCCGCCUGUGACCCCCGAAACAACAACAACAACUGCACUCGCUGUGAGCCCAUCACCCUGGAGCUCUGUAUGAACCUGCCCUACAACCUGACCAGCUUCCCCAACUACCUGGGUCAUCAUUCCCAGCGAGAGAGCGCCGUGUCCUGGGAGUCCUCUCUGUUCCCCGCCCUGGUCCAGACCGGCUGCUACCAGUACCUCAUGUUCUACGCCUGCACACUGCUGGUACCAAAGUGCGACCCGGUCACCUUGCAGAGGGUCCCGCCCUGCAG